Microdochium trichocladiopsis is the source of this 3840-nucleotide messenger RNA. RefSeq lists its product as uncharacterized. The record is from RefSeq and is a predicted model, not a curated record. NCBI's taxonomy places the organism in Eukaryota, Fungi, Ascomycota, Sordariomycetes, Xylariales, Microdochiaceae. The coding region runs from base 1 to 3840 and encodes 1279 amino acids. Gene Ontology annotation, molecular function: protein-containing complex binding; protein binding. The transcript has 3 exons.
AUGCGCCGCAGUCGCAGCCCGUCUUCGCCCUACCGGGCCCUCGCCCACCACCCCGUCAACGGCCAGGCUGGCGAUGCCGCCUCCCUUAUCCGCUCCUUCAAUGUCGAGACCAAUCCUGCCCGACCCGUGCGGCCGUCGCCCCUCACCGCAUCUACGCUCCCCGAUAUGCCCCUCGACCUCCUCGACCGCAUGCGCUCCUUUCCCCUCUUCAUGUCCGCACCCGAGGAAUUCCUUGUUGCCAUCGGCAAGCACCUGCGGCCACAAGUCCACUCGGCACACGACCACGUGCUGACAGAAGGAGAGGCGGCCAAGGCCAUGUACUGGCUGGUGCGAGGCGUCGUUGCCGUCACCUCGAGGGACGGAGAAGCCAUCUAUGCCGAGCUCAAGGCCGGCUCCUUCUUUGGCGAAAUUGGCGUCCUCAUGAACAUGCCCCGGACCGCCACCAUCAUUGCUCGCUCCAAAUGUCUCCUGCUCGUGCUCAAGAAGGAGGAUCUCCAGGCCGAGCUCCCAGGGUUCCCCGACAUGGAGAGGGCUAUUCGUGAGGAGGCCAACGAGCGUCUGUCAAUCCUUUACAAGAAGCGCCAGGAGAGCGGUCAUGGCACCAAGGCGCUGAAUUCGUCAGCCACCCCGAGGGAAGCUGUGCCGGGAGAGGUAUCCACGGGCGAUAGGGGAGUCAUCAAGGAAGGUACAGUCGUCAACAAUAAGAAGCGCAAGUCCCCUAGUCCUGGAAUCAUGGAAGACCCUUCGGCCGGGAGUGCCCUCGGCAGUGGUUUCGUCAACAUUAGGCAGACUCUCAAGGAGCUCCCGCUCUUUUCGACGUUGCCGCCCGACAUCCUGCACUUUCUGGGUAUGAGUGCACAGCCAAAGACAUAUGCGCCCUUCAGCGACAUAAUACGCGAGGGCACCCCAGGCAACGAGAUCUUUUUUGUGGUCAGGGGCGAGGCGGAGGUUAUCCACAAAGAGUCGAAGGAGCCGGCACCGUCGAAGCCCAAGAGAUCCUCUCUGAUAAGACCCAGACUACGACAAGGACAAUACUUUGGAGAGGUUGCAAGCUUGGGCUUGUCAUUACGGCGGACUGCCACGGUCCGCGCCAUCACCACCGUCGAAUGCUUGAUGAUCACAGGCGAUGCUUUAGACGAGCUGUGGAGACGCUGCCCGCCAGAGAUCAGAGAUCAGGUUGUGCGAACAGCCAAAACACGCAUCAAGGUCAAAGAAGCAGGGGCAGACGUAGAGAUGACGGACGCGAGCGAGACCAACAGGCACGUCGAGUCGGGGACGCCGACAACAAUCACACCGCAGAUGACCUUUACGACGCCCUCAAAACCUGCCUCCCCGGUGAAGGAUGAGGCAGACCAGCUCAAGCCCAAAGACCCGGACCCAUUCCUCAGUGUCGACAUGGAGAAUAUGAGGAGCCGCCGACGAGGCUCAAUAGCACCGCCAAUCCCCAACAAUAACAGUACUACCAAUUCCACAGGAGCAGCAGAAUCGUCGUCGAGCAUAUCAUCCCCGAAAUUCUCCGCCCCGUCGCCGUCCUCGCCGUCGGGCUUCUCUCCGAACGUUGAAGGUCCCACAAAGAAGGCGCGGAUACUGUCGUCCCGCCCAAGUCCACUUCAGCAAUGCCGCCUGUCCGACGACAUCCUGGUGUCCAUCUUCCAGCACCUCGAGAUUGGCGAGCUGUUCAAGCUGCGCAUCAUCUCGAGCCAGUGGCGCGCGCUGCUGUCAACGUCGCCGAGGUUAUGCACCGAUGUCGAUCUGUCGCAGUACAACCGCACCAUCACGGACCACGUGCUCGCCGACAUCCUGGCUCCAUUCCUGGGCACGCGGCCGAGGAGGAUGGACGUCAGCAACUGCUUCCACGUCACAGACGAAGGGUUCUCUGCUCUGUGGAAGACUUGUGGCAAGGACAUCCAGGUGUGGAAGAUGAAGUCUGUGUGGGACGUGUCGGCCAACCAGAUUCUGGACAUGAGCGACAACGCCAAGGGGCUGGAGGAAGUUGACUGGAGCAACUGCCGCAAGGUGGGCGACAACUUGCUUGCGCGGGUCGUGGGCUGGGUGGUGCCCGAGCACGCACCGCAGACGACCAAGCAGAUAGUCAUGUCGCACUCUGGCAAAGGUCGAGGCCAGAAGCAACAGAUGCAGACGGUGACGCUGCCGCCGCCAGGGACGGUGAUUGGAUGCCCGAAGCUGCGGCGGCUCAACCUCUCGUACUGCAAGCACAUUACGGACCGGUCGAUGGCACACAUGGCGGCGCACGCUUCGAACCGGCUCGAGUGGCUGUCACUGACGCGAUGCACGUCAAUAUCCGACGCGGGGUUCCAAGCCUGGGCCCCGUUCCGGUUCACACGGCUGACGCACCUUUACCUGGCGGACUGUACCUACCUGUCGGACAAUGCGAUUGUGGCGCUGGUGAAUGCGGCCAAGGCGCUGACGCACCUGGACCUGUCGUUCUGCUGCGCGCUCUCGGACACAGCUACCGAGGUGGUAGCUCUUGGGCUGCCGCAGCUGCGGGAGCUCAAGAUGGCCUUCUGCGGCAGCGCGGUGAGCGACCAGAGCCUGGGCAGCAUCUCGCUGCACCUCAACGAGCUGGAGCGGCUGAGCGUGCGCGGGUGCGUGCGCGUGACGGGCGCCGGGAUGGAGCGCAUCCUCGACGGGUGCACGCGGCUCGUCUGGGCCGACAUCAGCCAGUGCCGCAACCUCGAGGGCUGGGUGCGCGCCGACGGCGUCCAGAAAUGGGGCUACGACGAGAACGACGAGUCGAGCGCACACACAUCCCACACCAUGUCGUUCACGAUAACGCUGCGGCACGGCCCAGCCCGCCUGGCCACGAGGCUACCCCAGAUCUCCAAGGCCACCUUCCAGUCCUCGUCGUCCACGAUGCGCUCAUCGCCGGUUGCAAGCUCGAUCCGCGCCUUCUCCCAGCGCGCUGCCGGCAACAAGCCGUCGCCGGCCUUCUUCACCGCUCGCUCCUCGCCUGCGACAUCGACCCUCCUCAAGGCUGGCGCCCGGCGGACGUACAUGCAAGAGACGGCGGCCCGGACGGCCGACCAGGGCUCCACGAUGCGGCGGCUGCUCACGGGCGGCGCCAUCUUUGGUGGCACGCUCGUGGCCAUCAACAUGGUCUUCAACCGCGAGACCCGGGAGGAUGGCGGCAUGCCCUACUUUGAGCGCGAGUACCUCAACUCGACCUUCCUGCACACAGGCCUCGGCGUCGGCAUCAUCGGCCUGACUGCCCGCCAGAUGGUCAACUCGGGCUUCGUCUACCGCCUCAUGGUGACCAACCCCUGGGUCGUCGCCAUCGGCGGCCUCGCCCUCAGCUUCGGCACCAUGCUCGGCACCCGCGCCAUCGACCCGGACAACUACGUGCCCAAGUACGCCCUCUGGACCGCAUUCAACGCCACCCAGGCGGCCUUUGUCGCUCCCCUCGUCGCCUUUGCACCCGGUGCCCUCCUCGCCCGCGCCGGCCUCUACACCGUCGCCAUGAUGGGAUCCAUCGCCUUUGUCGGUGCCACCGCCAAGCAGGAGAAGUACCUCUACAUCGGCGGCCCCUUGCUCGCGGGCGCGGCCAUCGUCGCCGUCUCCGGCCUCGCUCCCCUGGUCAUCCCCGCCACGGCUGCCCGCACGCUCGCCCUGACCGAGAGCCUGUGGCUGUACGGCGGCCUGGCCGUGUUUGGCGGCUUCACGCUCUACGACACCCAGAAGGUGCUGCACCACGCCCGCCUGGCCGAGGCCGGCGUCAUCAAGAAGGACCCCGUCAACGAGAGCAUCUCGCUCGAGCUCGACUUCCUCAACAUCUUUAUCCGCAUGGUGCAGAUCCUCAUGAUGCAGCAGCGGAGAAAGUAG